Messenger RNA from Anas platyrhynchos (mallard), 6982 nucleotides. The record is from RefSeq and is a predicted model, not a curated record. NCBI's taxonomy places the organism in Eukaryota, Metazoa, Chordata, Aves, Anseriformes, Anatidae.
GGGGUGGCCGGGGAUAGGGCUGGGCGCUGCUGCCCACUCGGGGGUGGCGUGGGGCGGCACGGCGCGGACCCCCGGUGCCCCCCGGUCCCUCCCGGUUGUCUCGCAGCGCUCCCCGCUUGCCCCCCGGUGUCCCUCCCGCAGUGAAAACAGCAUUUUGGCGUCUCUGGGAGCUUCCCCCCGGGGCAGGAGCUGUUUCUCAGUCCCACGGAGAAGCGAGGUGCCGUUCUUUCAAACUCCAGCAGCCAGGUGAGAAGAACUGUGAGUCUGGAACGUAUGCAAAGCCUCUGUACCUGUAAGCCUGCAAAGAGAAUACCAGUUUCUGAGAGGAACGGCAAAGAAAUUUAACUGCAAAAACUGAUGGACCAUUGCACCUUCCAAAAUGAGCCUUUUCACGCUUUUCUACUGGGAGCUAGAAUGUCGUGAAGAGAAAAGAAUUCAGUUCUGGACUGUCUUGAACAUUACUCACGGUGCAACUUCAGAGAGCAGCUUGAUUUAUCUGACUUGAAGAGGAGGCACAUGUGCAGUAAGCCAAGAGGACAUGGGCUUUCAGUGCAUCUGGAAAAAUGAUCAGGUACUGGGUCCUCAUGUCACUAAUUCUCUAAGUACCAACUCCGACCAUCUCCUUGAUGCACACUCACGGCAUCAUGGCCAGUACUCAGGAGCGUCUGAGCUUGUCUUCCUCUCCAAACUCGAUUGGCAAAGCUUUCUGUGAAGAUAAAGACUUUGGUAGGGUACAUGAUGAGCAUGGACCUACGGGAAACCACCCGUCCCCCGAGCUCAUAGAGGAUGUGCGUGAGAAGGGCUUGCUGCAGGCAGACCUCAUUGAGAACAUGAGCAGCCCGGUCACUGCAGCAGUGCUGACCAGCAUCAGCGAGGACUCUAGGGACCAAUUUGAGAACAGCGUGCUGCAGCUGCGGGAGCAGGAUGAAUCCGAAGCAGCCAUUCCUCAGGGCAACAGGAGCACUAUGGAUGGAGAGAGCAACAGUGGAGCAGACGACGUCAAAGUCCAGUUCAACAGAUCAGGCAGUGGGAGCGGUGGGUUUCUCGAGGGACUCUUUGGUUGUCUGAGGCCCGUGUGGAACAUCAUAGGCAAAGCGUACUCCACAGACUACAAACUGCAACAGCAAGAUACCUGGGAGGUCCCGUUCGAGGAGAUCUCGGAGCUGCAGUGGCUGGGCAGUGGCGCGCAAGGAGCCGUCUUCCUGGGCAAAUUCCGGGCGGAGGAAGUGGCCAUCAAGAAAGUGAGAGAUCAGAACGAAACGGAUAUCAAGCACCUGCGGAAACUCAAGCAUCCUAACAUCAUUGCCUUCAAGGGAGUUUGCACUCAAGCCCCAUGCUACUGUAUCAUCAUGGAGUAUUGUGCACAUGGACAGCUCUAUGAAGUCUUGCGUGCAGGCCGGAAAGUCACUCCUCGGCUGCUUGUGGAUUGGUCCACUGGGAUCGCUAGUGGGAUGAAUUACCUGCACCUUCACAAGAUCAUCCAUCGAGACCUCAAGUCACCAAAUGUUUUAGUUACACACACGGAUGCAGUUAAAAUCUCAGAUUUUGGUACAUCUAAAGAACUUAGUGAUAAAAGUACAAAAAUGUCUUUUGCGGGAACUGUGGCUUGGAUGGCCCCAGAGGUGAUACGCAAUGAGCCCGUCUCUGAAAAAGUGGAUAUCUGGUCAUUUGGGGUAGUUUUAUGGGAGCUGCUAACAGGAGAGAUUCCCUACAAGGAUGUGGACUCCUCAGCCAUCAUUUGGGGAGUGGGCAGUAACAGCCUGCAUCUUCCUGUUCCUUCCACCUGCCCGGAUGGCUUCAAAAUCCUCAUGAAGCAGACCUGGCAGAGCAAGCCCCGGAAUCGUCCCUCCUUCCGACAGACACUGAUGCACCUGGAUAUUGCAUCUGCUGAUGUGCUGGCUACUCCUCAGGAAACCUAUUUCAAAUCACAGGCUGAAUGGAGAGAAGAAGUGAAGAAGCAUUUUGAGAAGAUUAAAAGCGAAGGAACUUGUAUCCACCGGCUAGAUGAAGAAUUGAUUCGUCGUCGAAGAGAAGAGCUGAGACAUGCGUUGGAUAUCCGCGAGCACUAUGAGAGGAAGCUGGAGCGAGCCAAUAACUUAUACAUGGAGCUCAGCGCUAUUAUGCUGCAGCUGGAGGUCCGUGAGAAGGAGCUCAUAAAGAGAGAACAAGCAGUGGAAAAGAAAUAUCCUGGGACUUAUAAACGCCACCCAGUCAGACCAAUAAUCCACCCUAAUACAGUGGAGAAGCUGAUGAAGAGGAAAGGGGUCUCCCAUAAACCAGGCAGCCAGACUAAACGGCCAGAUCUACUGAAGUCAGAGGGCAUACCCAGCACAGAAGCAGCAUCUAAUGGCUCACCAGUCUCAGGAAGUCCCAAAAUGUCAACACUGAGUGGCAAAAGUCGCUACCGCAGUAAGCCACGUCACCGCCGAGGGAACAGCAAAGGCAGCUACAAUGAUUUUGCAGGGAUCUUGAAAAACCAGCCAGUGCAAGAUGAUGCACCCCCACCUCCACCUCAUAAUCAUUCUCAUCCUCCUGGUCUACCGCAGCAACAUGGCCACGGCCAUCCCCAUGGCCAUCACUCACGGCUUCACGCCCAUGGACAAGAUAUUGCCAACUGCGCAAACAACUUAAGGUACUUUGGCCCUGCAGCAGCGCUGCGGAGCCCUCUCAGUAACCACGCGCAAAGGCGGAUGUCUGGCUCCAGCCCUGAUCUCAUCUCCACUGCCAUGGAAGCAGAUUGCCGAAGGAAUCUGGAGAGCAAAGAAAGCAAAGAUGAUCAUUGGGAGUGUUGCAAAACAGAUCCAUAUAAUUCCUGUCUUCAGUGCAGGGACGAGGACAGUGGUCAGGUGCAGAUGUCAUCUGUUGAAACAGGAAUGAGCCAUUCUCAAUCACCAACGUCUGUUUCCCUAUAUGAAAACGCGCAGUACAUUGAGAAGAUGGAGGAAGAGGGCUUCAGCAACGGUACAUCAGCGUCUGCUCUAGGCACACCACAGCACAUGGCUUCCUCAGUGCUACCGUGCAAAGCAAGACCCAUUCAGAAGAGCGGUGAUGACUCCUCAGAAGAGGAAGAGGGUGAAGUAGACAGUGAAGUGGAGUUUCCUCGUAGACAAAGACCUCACCGCUGUAUUAGCAGCUGCCAGUCUUACUCAACCUUCAGCUCGGAGAACUUUUCUGUGUCAGACGGAGAGGAGGGGAACACCAGCGACCAUUCGAACAGCCCGGAUGAGCUGGCCACCAAGCUGGAAGACGAGCUGGCUGAGAAGCUGGAGGACAUGUUGUCCCAGACUCCAGAGAUCCCCAUUGAAAUCUCCACCCAGUCUGAUGGGCUUUCAGACAAAGAGUGUGCUGUGCGGAGAGUCAAGACUCAGAUGUCUCUGGGCAAACUUUGUGCUGAUGAACACAGCUGUGAGAACCCAGCACAGUUUGGAGAAUCAGACUGUGACUCUUCUGAAGGGGAGUGUUCUGAUGCCACAGUCAGGACCAAUAAGCCCUGCAGCUCUGCUACUUGGUAAUUCAGAUCUCCCCCAAAGCUUCCUGAUACUGGCAUUUUGAUUUCCCUGAGAUUCCACUUCAUUCCCCUUCAUCACACUUUACAGGAAGAGAAGAUGCUUCUCCUUCCCACCCCAGGAGUGAUUUGCAAUAACCCGAAUCUCUGGAAAAUGUCCAAAUGAAAUUAAUUCUCUUUGAGCAUUUCAAUCAAGAAUGGCAGGGAUGUAUUUUAUUGAAUAAUCUAGUUACUGUAACAUGGAUAUUUAUUUUUUUGACAUUUUAACACUUUUUACUGUAAAGAGUGGAUUGUAUUUAUAGACACACAGACUCGUUGCAAAAAAAAAAAAGUUCAGAAAGCAAGCACAUUACAGAGAAACAUCCUGGGAGUCCUGCCUGGACAGCUUUGUGUACAAAUGCGGGGGGAUUCUCUUGCUGCUUUCACAGGGGACCAGGCCGUGUGGCCCUGAAGAUUGGAGAACAGAUCAAGAAAACUAAACCACUCAGUCUUAUCAAAUGAGGAAGCAUAAAAAGACCUUACUAUAAGGUAACCUGUGAACAAAGCGAAUUCAGUAUAACCAGCUGGGUCAUUUUUUAAUCAGAAGGUGGACAUGUUCCUGGAGAAAACUGGUACUGAGGUGCUAACAUCCAGGGUCUUCUGAGUCAAUACAUCCCCAGGAAUGUAAUAGUGGGUUUUAUUUUAAAGAUUUUUAGUUUCUUUUUUAAUCAACAUUUUGUUGUGAGAUCCUGCAAAUGUAUUCUAACCUCGUCCUCUCAAGAAUUGGUAUAAGAGCACUUCUUAACAUCAUCCUUGCUUCACUCUGGCAGUGUCGAUCUCCAGUUGAGCAGGGAAGCCUCUUUCAGACGCAGUGUGCCAUUUCCCAGUUUACUUCCUCCUCUUACCUCCUGUCUGUUUCAGUCAGUUAAAGAAAUCAAUCAAAUCAGUGUUGGAAAAGCAAGAACUUGCAAACCGUGGAAAGCACAUUCUGCAGAGCCCGAGCACUCUUCUGGGGAGGAAACUGGAGAUGCCUGUACUGGACUUGGAGAAGCAGUCUCUCACCUACAACAGCAUCGAUAACCAGCAGAGAGCUGUGUGUCGAGGGGGAAGACCAGGAGUCGCUGGCCUAGAUAGGAGCAUCAGCCCUGCUCCAUCUCCUUCCUCACUGUACGUUCCUGAAAGCAUUAACAGCUGCCUGCCCUUCAUGUCAGGCUUGUGCAAAACAGGUUGCACGGGGAACCUCGAGGGUGGCUGUGGCACAGCUGUGUCUCGGGCGUACCCCGAGGCCUCUGUUUCUCCUUCAAGCUGAAACUCGACAGGUGAAAGUGAGGAUAGUACUGGUAUGUGACAGGCCGAGGCAUUGGCAGAUGAGAGAAUUUGUUUUCUGAUUAGAACUCAUAGUGCCUUCCCUUCAAACACUACUCUUCUAAAUCAAUAUUUAAAGAGAACAAAAUGGUAGAGCACGUCCUCCCCCGUCCCCCCUACCCCUUAGUUGAUGCCCCCCUUGCAAGAGCUUUCACUCUGCCCUUCGUAGCGUGCCGGCUGCCACGGCCGUGCCACGCUGCUGGGUGCUGCCCUGCAGCCUGGCACACCAGCCUGAGGUGAACGGCAGGAAUGGACCAUGGACAGGUACUUCUGUUGCUUUGUUUGUUUACAUUUUAUGUUAAAAUAUUGGUUUGCAUUUAACUGUGGUAAUUUAUAGCCUCAUGGCAAAAUGAAGGAAAAUGUCUUAUACAGAGAGCAGUAUUGUAUGAGUUAAAUUAUCCCAUAUUUUUAAAUUUUCGUAGCUGGACUACACACAGAUCUUAAGUUAUGAUGUUAUUUUGUUAUUUAUUAUCAUUUCUGUAGAUCAGAAGGUUGGCUUCACUGCUAGCACAAUUGUAAUCUGUUUGUGUGACGUUGCCUUCUCCCCGGUCACGGCGGGAGAUGGGAGCAGAGCUGGUCUCAGCGGCUGUCAGUAGUUGCUGCCUCCUGUGAUUGCCACGGAUGCUGGGGCUGGGCCGAGAGGGAUGGGUGCAGGCAGCCCCGCGGGCCCUGUGAUAUUCCUCACGGUGCUGCUGCGAUUUGCUCGCGUUGGUGGUCCCUGAGCUGGUGGGGAAUGGUGAUCAGGGACCGGGGGGCUUCUGUACUGAUGGCAAAGUAACCGGCCCCCGUGAGAGCCUCUGGCAGGAGCGCCCAGAAGGACAGGCAGAGAGGAGGGCGAUUGCUGCGGGCAGUGGGGGCAGGAUCAGGGUGGCCAGCAGAGCAUCCCUGUGUGGGACCAAAAGGCAGCUGAAGCGAACAGGGAGCGAGCAGCUCUCCCCUUCCUGCUGCAGCAAUACUCUGCUCAGGGCAGAGGCAGAAGGUGGAGGGGAGUGAAACUUCUCUGGUUUGUUUCUGGCUUCCUCUCCCCAUCACUCCUUCUUCCACCCAGAUGUCCUCUUGGCCAGCAGCACGAGGAGGCGGCCAGGCCAGAGGUGGCUUUGCUGUUGUGGUGUGGGAGAGGCGCUGCGGGUGGUGACUCAGCCAGCUGAGCCGGGAGUUUAGCGGUGUGGGAUUGUGCACGUAACACAUGCACACGGAGAUCCAGCUAUUCCAUAAGGAGAGGCUGAGAACUACCCUCCCCUCUACACCAUCAGCUCUCCGCCCCAGCCCAGUUUGCCUGUCGCUGGGAUUUGGCAGGCUCCGAUCAAAUCCUCAGCGCAGGGACUUCAGUCUGUGGUAACUCAGUCCCUACCAAAACGAUGCUGCAGGGCUUUUGGUAGCUGCACUCUGCUCAGAGCUCCGCGGUGGGAUGCGCUCUCUGCUCCGAGCUCUGCUGGGUGUGCGGAGGUGCAGAGAGGCCUUGGCACAGGGGAUUUCAGGCCCCUUCUGGCCAGCUGUCCUGGACAUGUCCCCAUUCCUCCCCAUCCUUGCCCUGGGACAUGCCUGGAGAAGCGGAGCUGAACCCUUCUGGGGUUCAGCCACACUUGGGUCUGCAGUAAACAUGACCCCCGGCCUUCCCCUGCGCACACCUCGUGCUCUCGGCUGCGUGUGGGCAGCGGUUCUGCCGAGGGCUGUGCGGGCACUGCUCUGUGCAACUUGCCCAGCUCUGCAGGCGUGUUGCUGCAUGGGUCCCGCUGCUGCGGUUCCUUGCACUUUCUCUCCUGGCAGGAUACGGGGCUGGGAUGCGCAGAGCUGCCCGCUUCCUCCUCGCAGUAACGCCUCGUUGGCAGGACAGAAGUAAACGGUGGGUUCCCUUCUCAGCAUCCUGACUUCCCUGAUGCAGUUCUCGUGGCUGCUGACAGCUCCUGAACGCUAGCCUAGAUUUUCUCCCAGAGCUGAAUGUUGCCUUCCCCACUGUCGUGUUAAGUAACCAUUUCAUCUUGGCCCUGUCCAGUAGUGUUCAUCUCUCUCCUCCCUGCUCUGCGGAUUCCUGAUACAAACUUGAUUUUUUUGUAUUGAACAGUGUACAGUGAUGGAAACAAGAAUGACUAUCAAAGCAAACAAUGCAUGGAAUAAAAAGCCAGUGUACUUCAA